AUGUCGACAAAUUCACGGACCCACGAAACGAUAAACGCGGUACCUCUCCACGGAGCGGCCGCCAGUGAGGUGGCCGUUCCGCUUGACGGGAGCGAGAAUUUUCAGAGCAUCACUGCCGACGCACAUGAUAUGCUCCUGUGUGCACAGACAGAGAGAGAUAUGAAUGCGUGCAGGGGACAUCAGGCGAGCAACGUCGAUGACUGUGUUUCCUUCGGUGACUUUUUCUUUCACGGUCUUUCACCUGAGGGAGGUGGUGACGCGGCACAGCCCGCUGUGUUUGAGGGCUUUUGCUUUGACGACAUCUGCGGCGAUGGCGCAUGGCCAGCGAGCGCCAUGGCGGUAGGCACCACACCUGGAGAGACUGCCGAGGAGAGCAAUCAUCCAACUACACUGCCCUUGUUUGACUUUCUUCUUUCCGAAGAUGCCACCUCCACAGCUAUGACGGAGGCUGUGAACAGAGACACAGAAGAAGAAAGGGCGCUCCGCGUGGAAUCGGGUGUGGCGCGUCCAAACAGCGGUGUGAGGGGUGACGCUUCUGCACCCCUUGCUGUUUCUACGGAAGUGCCACGACGCCCAGCGCCACAAGAAACGAAAAAGGUGUUGGGAGAAAUCACUGGCCAUUUUUCUUCCACCACAACUGACAUCACUGAGGCGGUAUCCAUGGCGCCUGCCGAUCUCGGCAACCACAGUACCCGCCGAAGUAGCGGCGGAAACAAUACUCCCGUUGAGGUCACCAAUGUGACGAAGGAGGUGGUGAAUAACGUCUCCUCUCUUCCAUUUGGUCCACUGCGGCAGUCACUCAAACUCAAUGACACCUCUGUCUCCUCCGCUGUGGAAAGCGCGACAACAACUGUGGGAGCGGCUCCACGUGUGCCGCGGGAAAGUGUAGAUAAGUUGCUGCGGCGUGCAGAUUAUAUUCUUUCUGACGGAGGCCCUGCCGACGCUGUGCAGGACGCUGCCGACGGAGGGAGUGAACGUAACGGUAAUCAAUCGGAUAUUCUCUUCAGCGCGCAGGUUUCCCACUGGCUACGAAGAUGCGUGGAGGUGCAGGAGGCUUCUUUGGCCGCUGUGGCGGACCUUCAACUACGAACGACACAGACAAUACGACUGUUCAGUGCCCACUCAGGACUUUCUUCUGCACUCGGGCCGCAAUACAGUAGAACACCCGUUGUUUUAACACUUCCACUUGUACUUCCGCUGAUGGAGUCCCUUCUUGAGGAAGACUGA
Molecule: messenger RNA, 1227 nt
Organism: Trypanosoma rangeli
Lineage: Eukaryota; Euglenozoa; Kinetoplastea; Trypanosomatida; Trypanosomatidae
Exons: 1
Coding region: 1-1227 (408 amino acids)
Source: RefSeq, a predicted model, not a curated record